UAUAGGGACUUUUAUUUUUUUAUAUUUAAAAAAAAUAAUAAUUUAUAUCUUUAUAUGGAUUACAGGGAUCUUAAUAAAAUUUCUAUUAAAAAUUAUUAUUCUUUAUUUUUUAUUUUAGAAAUCCCUAAUAGAGUUUUAGGCAGUAAAUAUUUUUUAAAAAAUAAUAUUAAAAAUACUUACUAUUAA
Aspergillus ibericus CBS 121593 is the source of this 186-nucleotide messenger RNA. RefSeq lists its product as uncharacterized. The annotation marks the transcript as partial. NCBI's taxonomy places the organism in Eukaryota, Fungi, Ascomycota, Eurotiomycetes, Eurotiales, Aspergillaceae. The record is from RefSeq and is a predicted model, not a curated record. The transcript has a single exon.